GCCAAAUGGACAAAAGGUGCUUAGCAAUCGUAGGGGCAAUACAUUAACCCCACUACAACAAAAAGUAACAAUUGAAAAAUAAUAACAACAAGAACAGUAGCUCUAGAAAAGCAUUUAUUGCAACAAGCGCCGCCAAACGCAUAUGUUUGCUGCUUGCGAUCAUUUCGAAGUCAGUCUUCUUAACGAUUUCCAGCGUUACGGUUUGAAAUUUUUGAAAGCUUUGCGCUCCGAAACAUUUAGUUGUGAUCACGAUUACGCGUUCAUUGAUUCUAAGUAUUUUAAAGCUGCAUCAUCACACCUCUGAGUCGCUGCUGGCCUGUUCGUUGUUUAUAUCAAAACAAAUAAAGCGCCAAUUCAUCACUCGACAUACAUAAAGCGAAAACACAAAACAAAAAGUGAAAUUUCGGAAUUUAAACGUCUAACACUCACCCAAGCGCAUUACCAACCAGCUCUCAACUGUCAGCUAUAACCAACUACUAAGCACUAGUCAAGCUUCCAUUUCAACUCGCAUAUCCUUAAAAACAAUCAUUUUUACAAAUGUGGCCCGAAAAUGUUGGCAUACGCGCCAUUGAGGCGAUCUUCCCAUCCCAGUUUGUGGACCAAACGGAAUUGGAACAAUUUGAUGGCGCCUCAGCGGGUAAAUACACCAUCGGUUUGGGACAAGGAAAAAUGGGUUUCUGCUCGGAUCGUGAAGAUGUGAAUUCACUGUGCCUCACUGUGGUCAGCCGCCUGCUGGAACGCUAUCAAAUCAAACCACAAGAAAUAGGACGUUUGGAGGUCGGCACCGAAACCAUUAUUGACAAAUCGAAAUCCGUUAAAUCGGUGCUAAUGCAGCUAUUUGCCGAUUCGGGCAACACAGAUAUCGAGGGCAUCGAUACAACGAACGCAUGCUACGGCGGCACAGCGGCACUCUUCAACUCAAUCAACUGGAUAGAGUCGUCCAGCUGGGAUGGUCGUUACGCACUGGCCGUUUGUGCUGAUAUUGCCGUGUACGCGAAGGGUGCAGCACGUCCCACAGGUGGCGCUGGCGCCAUUGCUAUGUUGGUGGGACCGAAUGCGCCGCUCGUCUUCGAACGUGGUCUGCGCGCCACACACAUGGAACAUGCCUACGACUUCUAUAAGCCCGACUUGAGCUCGGAGUAUCCCACAGUUGAUGGUAAAUUAUCGAUACAGUGUUAUCUCUCCGCGCUGGACACAUGCUAUCAGUUGUACUGUAAGAAGUUUGCGAAAAAGUAUCCGCAAGAGGCUGAAUUUACUUUGGAUAACUUCGAAGCGCUGCUCUUCCACACGCCCUUCUGCAAGUUGGUGCAAAAGUCAGUGGCGCGCGUCGUCUUCAAUGAUUUCCUACAAUGCAGCAUUGAGAAGCGUGCGCUGAAAUAUCCCGGCUUGGAGCGCUUCAACGAAUGCACGCUGGCACAAACCUACUUCGAUCGCGAUGUGGAAAAGGCCUUCAUGACACAAUUUGCAGACGUCUUCGAAGCGAAAACACGCCAAUCAUUGCUGCUCGCCAAUCAGGUGGGCAACAUGUACACACCGUCGGUGUACUCUGGUCUCGUCUCAUUGCUCAUCAAUACGCCAACGGAGCGUCUGAUUGGCAAACGCAUUGGCCUUUUCUCGUAUGGCUCCGGUUUGGCGGCCACAAUGUACUCAAUGCAAGUGACCAAGGAUACUGCCGCUUUCAAGCAGCUCGUAUCUAAAUUGGAUUAUGUUUUACCGAUGCUAAAUUCGCGCGAAAAAGUCGCACCCGAACUGUUCUCCCAACUGAUGGAGGUGCGCGAGAAGAACAAUCAUGCGGCGCCAUACACGCCGACCGGCAGCGUAAGCGCGCUCUUCCCCGGCACCUACUACCUACAGUCCGUGGACGACAUGCAUCGGCGCACAUACGAACGCAAGCCGACCAUUGCGAAUGGCGUGCAUUAAUAGUAGCUGUUCAAGGAUGUGGUCGUCGGCGUGUUGGCGCACCGACAGUGGUGGCGGUGUAGUCUACGUAAACGGCGUCUCGGCGGUUAGAGCAGCGGCUGCAUGCGUUGGUCUAACAGUGCAUGUUGGUUGAGGGAAUUUAGGGCGCCAUACGCAGUGCUUUAACUUAGUUUUAGUUAAGGUAGGUGUGUGUGUAAGACAAUUUGUUGAAAAUUAAUAACUGAAAGUACUUAAUUUUUUUAUAGAAAAUAAUUACACAAACACACAGGCAACAUGUGGUGCGCAAUUGCAGUUAAAAACGUAUUUGCUUUUAUUUAAUUAAACUACAAACAACACUUGACAAUAAUAAUUCAUUUAAAAUAAUGUUGCAUAUACUAUACUAGGUAGCUAAAAUUCAAAUUAGUACAUAUAUAUGCAUGUAUGUAUGCAGGUACAUAAGCAAUAAAUGAUUGCACUAACUAAAUAAACCGUUAAGUAGAAUGGCUUACUACAAGUGAAUUUUCCACACAAAAGGAAUAAAAACCCAUAAAGGCCGAGUUAUGGUUCGGCGCACCCGUAAACACGUGAAGGCAAUGCGAGCGCGCGGCUGGGCAGCAGCGACUUAUGCGCUUGUGCGUGCGCAACUCUACCUUGUACCUUAUUGCUUGAUUGCAAAUGUAAUUUGCUUUGUUAUUUACUGUUAUAUGCACACCAAAACGCAACUUAAAUAGAAAACAUAUGAAAAAUUCAGCAAAAUUAACGCUAUUAUGUAGUUAGUUCUUAGUUCAGCGCACUCUUGAAGAAAAAAAAUUGUUUUAAAAUUUAUGAAAAACGAAAAUCCAAAAACAUAUAGAUAUUUAUAUCUACAUAUAACUAAUUUUCACAUUUGCUUACGCUUAAGAACGCGCGAAAACGUCUUAUGUCAAGCGACCAAGUAGCUUUACAUGUUCAUAAGUAUAUGUAUGUAUAAAUGGAAAUGUGAAUAUAUAAAUUUAUAUAGCUUUAGGUUAAGACAAAAUAAAGGCAAACCUCACCCCAAGAAAACAAAAACAAAAUAAAUACAAAAAACCGUAUUCCUCAACUUAUUGCUGUCGGUUGCGGUAGUUAGUAGAAUCAUAUUUACUUAUGUACAUGUGUGUGUGUGAAACUCCCAAAACAUAUUUUUGCUACCCGUAGAUAUUUAAUUUACGUGACAUUCGCAAGUGCAGCGGAUUCCAGGGCAAUAAUCAGCCGUAUGCCCAGAGGGACAUAAAUCAACUUUGGAAAUUUUAUACCAGUUUUUAUAUAAAUAUAUAAAUUAUACGAUAAGAUUAAUACAAAUUCGUCUACGACGCGACGGCUAAUCUAUCUAAAUAAACUUUAAAGAUAUUAAAACAACAACAACGCUCUCAACUAAUAUGUAUAGAAAA
Molecule: messenger RNA, 3308 nt
Organism: Bactrocera dorsalis (oriental fruit fly)
Lineage: Eukaryota; Metazoa; Arthropoda; Insecta; Diptera; Tephritidae
Product: hydroxymethylglutaryl-CoA synthase 1
Exons: 2
Coding region: 538-1920 (460 amino acids)
Biological process (GO): acetyl-CoA metabolic process
Molecular function (GO): hydroxymethylglutaryl-CoA synthase activity
Source: RefSeq, a predicted model, not a curated record